UGGUUGGUUUGCGUGGAGGAACUGCGCGGCGGCAGUCGAGGCCGCGAGGCUCAGUGCUGGGGAGCGCAGCCUCGCGAUGUGUCAGCUUCUCAGUGCUGUUCCACACGCUUACGGCUUCUUUCCUCGUUCGAACUUUUCCUUUCUCCGCGUGAUUCACGAGUGACGGCAUGCGUCCUUAGUUCGGCCCUCCGCGUUCUCCGCUUUCCGCUUAAAUCCGAGCAAAGAGUCUCGCGCGUUUCCGUUCACGUUCGGUCUCGGUUCCGCGUUAUCGGUAUCGGUCGCAGGAGGAACGUCGGCGUCGCGUCGCGUCCCGUCGCGUCGCGUCGCGUCGCGGUCCGCGAGUGCGUCCGUCGCCGCGUGUGUGUUUGAGUGCGUGUGAAAGCGCGUCGCGUCGCGUCCUCCACCGCGAGGCGGUACAGUCGUCUGCCAUGAGCGCGAGAAUCGUGGCCGCGAUGAUGGCGCCGGCCAGCGUCGCCUUCGUCGCCGCGUUCCUCGCCGGAGCCACGCGGCCGUUGCUGUUCUAACCGGGCACGGUGGAGCGUUCCAGCAACCAGCACCACCAGCACCGUCGCCGCGUCGUCUGCCAGCCGAUGGAAAUGGAUCCGUAUGGGGUCGGUUGGCCGCCUCAAGGUCAUGGUGCCGCCGCCAGUAGCGGGAACGGCGGCGGCGGCGGCGGCGGGAGCGACGGUGCGAACACGAUCCCGCGAUGCUGGAGCCGAGCGUGCAGGUCGACCGAGCCGUCGCCGAUGCGGCCGAUCGAGCACAGCAUGCGGUCCACCGAGGCGAUGCGCUCGAUGGAGUCGAUGAGAUCGAUGGACUCGGUGAUCAAGCAGCCGUCGUCGGCGGACCCGAUGCGGGCCGCCGUCGACCACCAUCAGUCGAGCAGGUCGCUCGAGGCGAUGACCAGGCCGAUGGAGCAGCAGAUACGCACCGAGCAGCCGCGAUCGGUCCAGGUCGAGCAUCCGCAGCCAUCCUCGUCCUCGAUGUCGCCCGGCCGCGGCCCGGUCGUCUGGCCCGACGUCGAGCACCACGCGAUGCGCGCCAUAGAGCACCCCUGCCGGCUCAAGGACCACGCCAGCUACAUGCACGACCAUCACUUCGGCCGCAUGCACGACCACGGGUGCAGGUCCGUCGAGCACGUCUCCCGCAUGCUCGAGCACCGUCUUCACGAGCAGCACCCCGGCCGACCGCCGAUCGAGCAAACGCCGACCUGCCGAUCCAUGGAGCAGACGCCCUGCCGAUCCAUGGACCAGACCACCUGCCGGCCGAUCGAGCAUCCCCCGAUGCGACCGCCGCCCUUAAACUACACCUGCCGACCGCUCGAUCACGCUCCCGGAAGACCCAUGCCGAUGGACUGUGUCAUCUACGGGCCGCACACCCAUCCGCCGCCGAGGCUGCCCACCGAAAGCCCGUACCGCGUCAACUGUCCCGUGCACAGCCCCUUUCGUUACAGAUUCCCGAACGGCGCUGCCACCGAUUACCACUCGCACCAGGCGUUGUUGCAAGCGCACGACGUAGCAGGACACGAAGUUUACGGCGAAGAAGCCACGAGGGUGACGCCGCCGCCUCUCCUUCCAUAUUUAAACGGAGGCGAUGAUCUCGAGGGACAGAACGGCGAUCUAGACCUCGAGAAUGUGACGCGUGUCAGGCUGGUCCAGUUCCAGAAGAACACCGAUGAGCCGAUGGGGAUCACUCUGAAAAUGAACGAAGAUGGCAAAUGCGUGGUAGCACGAAUUAUGCACGGUGGAAUGAUACACCGACAAGCGACUCUUCACGUCGGUGAUGAGAUCCGAGAAAUUAACGGGAUACCAGUGGCCAAUCAAUCUGUCAAUGCGUUGCAAAAAAUACUCCGUGAAGCACGAGGAUCAGUGACCUUCAAAAUCGUGCCGUCGUACAGAAGCGCGCCGCCACCCUGUGAGUUGUUCAGGAUUAAGCCUCUGCCAGUGUUAAUUUUCGUACGAGCGCAAUUCGACUACGAUCCGCUGGAGGACGAGCUGAUCCCGUGCGCCCAGGCCGGGAUCGCGUUCAAGACCGGCGACAUCCUGCAGAUCAUCAGCAAGGACGACCACUAUUGGUGGCAGGCGCAGAAGGAUAACGCGGCGGGUUCCGCGGGCCUGAUACCUUCGCCUGAGCUGCAAGAACGGCGCAUCGCCUACAUGGCGAUGGAGAAGAACAAACAAGAACAAGAUGCUGAAGGAGAAGGAGGAUGUUCUUCUCACACCGAAGGCUGCGACGGUUCGACAGUGAAUUGCUCAAUAUUUGGCCGAAAAAAGAAGCAAUACAAGGAUAAGUAUCUCGCAAAACACAACGCAGUGUUUGACCAGCUGGAUCUGGUCACCUACGAGGAGGUCGUUAAGCUACCCUAUCCUGCAUUCCAGCGGAAAACACUAGUCUUAUUAGGAGCCCAUGGUGUUGGUCGUCGGCAUAUAAAAAAUACGAUCAUCGCAAAACAUCCCGACAAAUACGCCUAUCCUAUUCCACAUACAACGAGGCCUCCGCGGAACGACGAAGAAAAUGGUCGCAAUUAUUAUUUCGUAUCGCACGAAGAGAUGAUGGCUGACAUAACAGCCAAUGAAUAUCUAGAAUACGGCACACACGAGGAUGCUAUGUACGGAACGAAACUCGAAACGAUUCGUAAAAUCCAUGAAGAGGGAAGGGUGGCCAUAUUGGACGUCGAGCCACAAGCCUUGAAAGUGUUACGCACGGCAGAAUUCGCACCGUAUGUCGUAUUCAUCGCUGCUCCGGUAUUCCAGAACAUGGCCGAUUGCGACGGAAGCCUGGAGAGAUUGGCGAAGGAAUCGGACUCGCUGAAGCAGGUGUACGGGCACUUCUUCGACCUGACCAUCGUGAACAACGACAUCGAGGAGACGAUCGCGCAGCUGGAGGCCGCGAUCGAACGGGUCCAUACGACACCGCAGUGGGUGCCUGUGUCCUGGGUCUACUGACAGCGAACCACGCCAGUCCGUCAAAUCAACAUCGCAGACUGCAACGGCUCGUCGAACGUGAAGCUAUGAUCGUCGGAUCACGAUCCACCGAACGGCCGGUCCAAUCGCGAUCGUUUCGCGGGGAGCAGCACGGUUUUGUUCCCUGCUCGUGACCGCAGUUAUUCGCGGUGCUCGCUGAACAUCGGAACCGUGGUCAAUUCGGGACAGACAGGCACGUACAUACACGUCGGACCAAUCGAACGAACAAACGAAUGAUACAUUUCACACCGCGUCGAUCCUGCGACCGAUCUCUGUGUAAGCAUGAUAACGAUGAUACCGCGAGGGCGCGUCUACUUUUGGCCGUGUGUUCACGAAGAAUUUUUUCCAUUGCCGCUGAUGCCGCUACUGCUGCUGUUCGCUGUCGCUGCUGAGCCAACGUUUAUUCGUUACUCUAUUCUAUAUAAUGUUCGGGGUGAAGAGAAAGCAAAGAGACAAAGCUGAGGUGUCGUGGCCUCGGGGCGCCGAACACGACAAUCAAAAACCAAGAGAACAUAACGUCUCCAAUAUCUCUCGAUAUUUGUGUAAGAUAAUCAGCGUUCCUCGGAUCCGACGUGAACCAUUUCCUUGGAAGAGCAUCGAGGGGAUCGGGUGGUCAGCGGUGACGCGUGAGAAAAUGAUCCACCGACGAACUACCAUCGUUCAACGUCCCCCGGCGGCGACUUCGCCGCGACCCACAGAGUUUUCUCUCUUUCUCUCUUCACGGCCGAAUCGUGUCUCGCAUUUACUUUUCCACGUUUUUCUCUCUGUGUCUGUCUCUCCCUUCCGUUCUUUCGUUCGCUGCAUUUCUUCUCGAGACAUUCCCGGUGCCGUCGAACAUGAUCGCGCGCACAACACAACCACGAAUUUAUCGCUGUUUUCGUCAGCCAGUACGGAUUACGAAGCUACGAUGGGAACCGUGCAAGUAUUACCAAAGAGUGUCGAACGAGCACCAUCCGCGAAGCACCCGCGAUUGCUCCAUCGGAUGCAGAUUCAAGGGAUACGAUUCGAUAACGAGAACAGAAAUUAAUUAUUAGGGAUGGGUAUGGGUAUGGGGCUGGGGGGUGGGAGGGGGAUCGUGUUGGUUGAGAAGAAGGAACGGUCGUUCGAGAGCUGUUCGUGAAUGUUGACCGAGUGAACAACACUUGUACCGUUAUUCCGAAAUCUGUCAAUCGACUAUCCGUAAAGAAACCUAUUAUUGCCUCCUAUCGUACUCUCUUGUAAACUAUUUACACGAAAUGAAGAAAACUAGGGCAGCGCUACUGGUCGAUAGUCUAACCCACCGUUAAAUAGUCAAUCCGUUCAAGUUGAAGGUACAUUGGACUAUCGACAAAACUAGUCGUUUACUUGUAAUUUUAAGCAGUAGGAGAACUUCGCCGAUUUCGUCUAGUACUUCGAAACGUCUACGAGGAGGCUCGUCGUCGCGGCGACCCUCUUUUCGAGUAUAUGCGCGAGCGCUACUCUUCUUUCACCGUAUCGUUUACAUUACGUUCCAGUUCUCAUUCGGUUCCACCACUCUCCUCUUCGAACGAUUUCGGUUCGCUUCCGUUUCUUCCGUCGUUUUCAUGAACUUUCCUUCCGUUCGACUCGAUUCACCGCCAGAUCGGGGACGUCCGAACCCGGUUCCUUCCGGUUUCAAAGUCUACACGAUCUGCCACGCCUUCCUCAAUCCCUUCGAACCGGUUGUACAAAGCAGUUAAACGUGCACCUCGGCGCAGCCAUAUUCAUUGCGAUACUUCAGCCGAGAAAGUUUGUACAUUUUCUGAAAUGGAGCAACUUCUCUUUCAGUUCUUUCUAAACUACGAAUCUUUAUGGAAGCUGAUCCAUUGAGACAUUUUUUUGGGGAAGUUGUCUCCGGUUGGAAUCGCGGAGGAAAUAGCAAAGAUUUCUUUCUGUAACUUGAUGGCACGGAGAGAAAAUUUUCAAACCGCGAUUUUUAGUAUUUGUCUUGCAAUUCUUACCGAAUGCAAUUUUCUCGACAAUUGUUUUAUCCGGUCGAUUAAAGCCUUCUUUACAUCUAAAUGAAAUUCAAGAGGAUCGAACGAAUUUGGACAAAGUUGUUCUGUUUUGAAGUACAAAUGGUAUUUUGUUGACUGUUUGUGUGUAAGCUGAGAAUUACCGAAGCAGUUUCGUUUCAUACUCGUUUGAAAGAAGUUACAACAAACAUGCAGCUCGCGAAGCUUUCUUAUGCAUUUAUCUAGGAAACUUUGUCGACAAAUUCUGAGGGAAGUAGAUUAAUUGGGAUUUGCAUCCACAAAUUAUCAUUUAAGUCACGAAAAUAAAGCUUGCUCCUACGAAGACAAAUUUGCAGACCAGCGGAAGUAUUGUAAGCCAGCAUUUAGAGUAAUCAAUAGACUGCAAGAGUAAACUGUUCUGCGCAAUUGCAGCACAAACAGAAAUUAUAUAGAAGUUUCUCUCCCUGUCUAGCAAUCUCAAUGAGUUGAAAAUAAUCAAUAAACAUUCCAAAUUCUAUUAACGUUCCAGCUGUUUGAGAUUUUAUCUGUGCGUUUCUAUUAUAAAUGCUUAAAAUCCGCAGUCAAGCUUUUGUCGGCAUUUGCCUCCAAUUUUUUCCCUCGAUGUAAACCUUGAUCCCUUUGUGCCAUCGAUUCUUCCUAGUUCAUGAUCAAGAUUUGCUCUGUUGUUGAUUUUGCUGACGAAACGUGCUGACAAUUAUCGAGCCUAAUGCAGCAGUAAACGAAACAAAAUUUGCCGACGAAUUCAACUGUUAAUUCGCAGCAAAUCAGAAGAAAAUCGGCGAAUCGGAACAUCGAAAAUUUCGGACGUCCUCGAGAUGGCGGCAGGCGGUUUUAUCGAUCGGACUGGUUUUGCGGCGAGAUUACGUUCCGCACACGUCACACACACGUACACACCGUCGACCGUAAACGAAAUAAAUAAAAAGGAGAAAAAGGAGAAAAAAGAAGAAAAAAGACAAAUAUCACUCGGUUCGCAUUGCACCCUUGUACAAAGCGCAUAACUGAAUGACGAAGUAACAAAACGCGAUUUACUAUACGAUAUUUAUAACACGUAAACUCAAGUAAAUAGAUAGAAUAUACCAGCUAUAAUGAAAUAAUACGAAACACCGUCUCGCGUUAAAUCGAAAAAAGGGGAUGGAAAAAAAAGUGAGCGAAAAUGAAGAGAAACAAAAAUUCUAGAGGAACACACUUUGCACACUUACACAGAGACGCGCGCACAUGCAAACCCACACGAACACAUAGAAACACACACAAACAUACAUACAUACAUACAUACAUACAACAUAUACGGAGGCAAAGAGGGAGAAAGAGAGAGAGAAAUAUGUACACACACAUACAUACGCGCGCGUAGAUACUCGUACGUGUCCCAUAUUAAAAGACAUAAAAACUACACUACAGGACUCACACGAGAUACUAUUCUACAAAUACAACAUAAGCGAAUAAAAUGAUAAAACAGACAACGCGGAUCCAUGAGAUAUACAGAUUUAACGAUUAGGUAAUUAAUUAAACAAGCGAUUAAAUAAAAAUUAAUUGUGUAACUAAUUAAUACUGAAUUACUAGAAGACUAAUUAGAAGAGAAAAAUUUGCAUAUGCAGCCCAUAGAACGAAGGAGUGAAUGCGUGUACGGACGGGGUAUGGUGUGAAUCUCUUGCAGUCGCGAAUCCCAAACAAAAGAAAGAAAAAAAAUUACGAAAAAACGCUCCGCGACAUCGGCACUCGCGCGGCUUUGUUCAGAACUUGUUCGAUUUUACAGCUCAACUACUUGUAAAGAUCUCGAAAUAUACGCACACACGAUAAAUAUACACGCAUACACUUUGUUCGCGUGGGCGCGCGCGCUCGCGCGACGAUAUACGUUUUACUCUGUUCUUCCUAAUCGAACGCGCGCGUGCGAUUAUUUAUUAGUGAUCCAGAGAUUGAUCCAGAGAGAGAGAGAGAGAGAGAGAGAGAGAGAGAGAGAGAGAGAGGAAGAAAGAAAGAGAGAGAGAGAGAGAGAAAGAGAGCGCGCGCGCGCCCAUUGAUCCUUCGUUUUGAAGCGAGAGAAACGCGAUUUAAAUACGUAGGUACGUCGACGUUACGGAGAGAUGAUGAUGAUGAUAAUGAUGAGGAUAAUGAUGAUGAUGAUGAUGAUAAUGAUUAUGAUAGUGAUAAUGAUGAUGAUGAUGAUGAUGCUACGGAAAGCGUAAGGAGGUGACACAAAUAUUGUAUGUAUUUAGGAAACGCGCGCGUCGUUCCGCCAGCGAUUUACGCGUCGGAAGCAACCGCACGCGAUUUAACUCUUGUCGACAACGUUCCGAACAGGCCCAACUCGCACGAAGACAAGUCUGAAAUCGUUAACUGACAAGAAUCGUCGCGUAGAAACAAAGAAAUAAACAAACAAACAAACAAACAAAAAAUGAUAAAGAAACAAUAUACCCGUGGAGAGACCGUGCCCGGUAUGAAUCGUGUUUAGUGUGAGUGUGACGAUACCAUUCGUAAACGCAAAGAUGAACGAACGAAUCUUCGGUGAUUUUGUAAUAUUUCUUAUAAGUUGUAGCUGCCAUAUCCAGUAAAAACUAAGUACUAGGUGCGCUGAGUGAUUAUCUGACGACGACUGUUACGAUUAACGAUUCCAAUUGGGUUUGGUGAUGAUGAGAAUGAUGAUGAUACGAUGAGGGCGACGAUAAUGGUAAUAAGGUUCAUGACAAUGGUGAUGAAGUUUAUGAUGAUGAGGAUGGCGAUGAUGAUGAUAAAGAUAACGAUGAUGAUAAUGAUGAUGAUGAUGACCGUGAUUGAUCCUAUUGUGCUUCUGCAAGCGUGUGUCCGCGACUUUGAAUGAGUUACGCUAAGAUGUUGAAAGACGACGGGUCUAAAGAAAACAAUAAACAGUUCAUUACAAUUAUGUAAUUAUAAAUAAGAGGAAAAGAUGAAGAGUAUUAUAAACACGUUGUUAAUUGAAUUAAUAAAACUAGCCCAAAGUGUC
Molecule: messenger RNA, 7892 nt
Organism: Megalopta genalis
Lineage: Eukaryota; Metazoa; Arthropoda; Insecta; Hymenoptera; Halictidae
Gene: CASK
Product: peripheral plasma membrane protein CASK
Biological process (GO): protein phosphorylation
Molecular function (GO): protein binding; ATP binding; protein kinase activity
Source: RefSeq, a predicted model, not a curated record